Molecule: messenger RNA, 4485 nt
Organism: Coccidioides posadasii C735 delta SOWgp
Lineage: Eukaryota; Fungi; Ascomycota; Eurotiomycetes; Onygenales; Onygenaceae
Gene: ATG1
Product: Serine/threonine-protein kinase
Biological process (GO): piecemeal microautophagy of the nucleus; autophagosome assembly; autophagy of mitochondrion
Cellular component (GO): cytosol; phagophore assembly site; autophagosome
Molecular function (GO): protein serine/threonine kinase activity; ATP binding
Source: RefSeq, a predicted model, not a curated record
AAACCCAACUAACUCUCCUGGGCGGUAUCUAAUCUAUCUGAUCUGUAUCACGUUGUUCAUCUGCUGCUUAUCAUCCUGCUCCCAUCUCUGUAUUGUAUUGUAUCCGCCAUACAUCAUCGCCGUACCUUGGGAGUUCCACCACCACCCGUUCCUGAACUGCUUGAUUUCUUGUUAUACGGCCACCUCCACCCAUUGUUUUUCCCAUCCCGCCUGGCCCACGAAUAUAGCUUCGACAUCGUUUUACCCAUCUCCCAUCAAAACGUAUCCGCUCGCCCCUGAUGGGCCCGUGCAUCGGGACACUACGACCAGUGCCGUAGCCGCAGGCGUAACAGGGGUUGUUGGGUUCAUAGACACCGCAUCAAGGACCUGGCCGUGACGAUGGCCGCCCUUCAGUCACCAAAGACGAGCUCGAGACGAUCGAAAGGGGAUGGAGAUGGAGACACGAGGGACGUGAUCCUUGGCAAGUAUACCAAGAUAGAGGAGAUAGGGCGUGGCAGCUUUGCAACUGUCUACCAGGGUAUCCAUAACAAAUAUCGGUCCUGUGUGGCGAUCAAAGCAGUAAAUAUAAGCUCGCUCAAUCCGAAGCUGAAGGACAACUUGAAACUGGAGAUUGAGAUUUUAAAGGGCCUUCAGCAUCCUCACAUCGUUGCGCUUAUAGAUUGCGACGAGUCAACAUCAUGCAUCCACCUGGUCAUGGAAUACUGCGCUCUCGGGGACCUCUCCCUCUUCAUCCGGAAGCGCGAUACGUUGAGCAAGCAUGAACUUACAAGGGACAUGAUAGCCAAAUACCCUAAUCCUCCCGCGGGGGGCUUAAACGAGGUGAUCGUUCGUCAUUUCUUAAAGCAACUUGCCAGCGCCCUGCAGUUUCUCCGUACCAAAGAUCUUAUCCAUCGUGAUCUAAAGCCCCAGAACCUCCUUCUUAAUCCACCGCCGAGCACGUAUGCAAAAGGUCUACUUAGAAUAGUUCCUUACAAGACUAGGGAAGAUUCCUUCACCCCGUUGGUAGGAGUAGAGUCGCUGCCGAUGCUGAAGAUUGCCGAUUUUGGAUUCGCUCGGUCAUUGCCCGCCACGUCUCUUGCCGAAACCCUCUGUGGUUCCCCGCUCUACAUGGCUCCUGAGAUUCUGAGAUACGAAAAGUACGAUGCGAAGGCCGACCUCUGGUCCGUUGGGACGGUCUUGUUUGAAAUGGUGGUAGGAAAGUCUCCGUUUAGAGCCGGUAACCAUGUCGACUUGCUUCGGAAGAUUGAACAGGGAGAGGACAACAUCAGAUUCCCAAUUCAAACUGAAGCCUCCCCCCCGUUAAAGAAACUGAUCCGGAGCCUGCUGAAACGGAACCCGGUGGAGCGUCUCAGCUUCAAGGACUUCUUCGAGUCAUCCGUGGUUAAGGGUAAUAUUCCGGGGCUUGUCGACGAAGAUCUGCAGGCGCAGAGGGAGAGAGAUUCUCGUCACGCUGCGCACGCUGCCCGGCGAGAUCCUUUGCCCUCGCGUACCAGCGACGGAAAACUAGAAGAUCGCCCCGCUAGCAGCGCUUCUUCUCCUCGACCGCCCCCAAGCAAUUUUACUCGCCCAGCUACUAGUCCUGCUGUGCAUCACGUUGGGAGCCGAGAAAAUCCUGAUUUACAGCGUGUGGCAGUUAAGGCCCGGAAAGCCAGUGUUGCCUCAGUGACUGGUUCCCCGAGCAAGGAGGAACUUCGCGACCACAAUGCAAAGGGACCCGUUACGGAGCAGCCAGGGCCUCCUAGCCCAGCUAAAGAGAGGGCCACAAGCAGGAAAAACUCGUCUGAUCAGCGGAUUGACGACAUUUUGGACUCAGAAAGAGAGCGCGCAGCACAGGAUGUGGCAUUUGAACGGGACUAUGUGGUGGUGGAGAAACGAGCAGUAGAGGUUAAUGCCUUCGCCGACGAGCUGGCUGCAAGCCCCCGUUUCCAGCAGCAGCACCAACAACUGAUAACGAAGCAAGCUGGAGCAAUUAUUCGUCGUGCCACAACUACUGCCACUCCUCAAUUAUCUAGCUCUCCUCGUGACGCUAUGUCCCGGGCAGUGGCCACCGCUUACAAUCGACCACGUACAGGAUCUACUCACAAUCGUCAUAAUUCCUAUGACCGAAGAUAUGGCCCCAGCCCAACAUCUGCAACUUCGGCUAUAUCCAAGGCGCUCAACAAGGCCAGCGGACGACUUUUUGGUGUCAGCUUCUCGCCUCCUCUUGCGUUAACCAAAGCUGGAAGGUCUCCACCCAUAGGCUACAAUGCGUUUCCAGCCUACCCCCUUGCUGAAGGGAACCUUGCCGUUGUCGGAGAUGGAGCUAAAAUUCAACCUCCGCUGGAUGAGGAUACCAAGGUCUUACACAUCAUUGAGGAGAUUGCCACCCGCAGCGAUGUGGUCUAUGGAUUUGCCGAAGUGAAGUACAAACAACUGGCUCCUCUGACACCUUCUAUGCAAGCGGACACUGCUAUCAAACCAGUGGUUAGCCCGGAAGCAGUGGACACACCUGAAGCGAACGAUACCGGCUUAACAGUAGACGCAAUUUUCACACUAUCGGAAGAAGCUCUUGUACUCUACGUGAAAGCUCUCUCGUUGCUGGCUAAGUCGAUGGAUAUUGCUGGAGCCUGGUGGGCUCGCAAAAACCGUGGGGAGACCAUAGGAAACUCACCAAAUGUCAAUGUUGGGUGCCGCGUAAAUAACGUGGUGCAAUGGGUCCGAAACCGGUUCAAUGAAGUACUCCAAAAAGCCGAAUAUUCCCGGCUCAAGCUGUUGGAUGCUCAGAGACAGCUUCCCUACGAUCAUGCACACCAUGCCAGUCAGGUUGGACGGGUGUCCGUCGGUGCUCUUGCUCAUUCCUCUGAUCAAGUUGUUAUCAGUUCGGGCAUCACUGCGGAAAAGUUAAUGUACGACAGGGCGCUCGAGAUGUCCAGAACAGCUGCCAUUAACGAACUUACUGGGGAGGACCUUCCGGGCUGUGAAAUUGCAUACAUGACAGCGAUAAGGAUGCUUGAGGCCGUGUUGGAAAGCGACGAGGAUCCUCAAUUAAGUGGCGAGCGCGCGGGCGAAGCCGCGAAUACGGUAUCGAAGGAAGAGAACGGAGAAGUUAAUGGUCUUCAAGGCGAAGACCGGGAGAUUGUGGUAAAACUGGUUUCUAGCAUACGCAUUAGGCUCACAGCGCUGAAAAAGAAAAUUGCGCUGAUGACGAAGAGGACCUCGGCUCCUGCUAUGGUAUCUCCUGCGAGAACUCCAGCCUGUCAACCCCCAGUGGCGUCACCAGUUGUACCUCAACCAUCGUCUCGGUAAAAGCACGCUAAACAAGCGCUGCUAAAUAAGAGAGUUGCUUUGCAGCCUCGUGGGGGUGUAAGAUCUUUAAUCGGUAGAGAGUUGGCUGCUCCAUUCUGUGGCCCUUUCCCAAGUGAAUAUCCAAAGAUACUUAUACCGCCACUUUACGGCUCCGAAGGUUUCGCCUAUUUUCACCUGAAUUCCGAUAGUCCUCUCGCCAUGAAGUUUGUGACUAUUGGAUCCCGUACAAUACUGCAUUUGAAAAUACUGGGCAAGCGUCGAACAAAACAGCCUACUGAGUGGUGCUUGAUUGAGAGUCUAAUGCCUCCUCUCCUGCACGUUUGUGAUUUUUUUUUUUCAGGGUUCGAGCCAGCCCUCUCCUCUAUUUCGCAUUGGGCAUCCAUCAGCAUGACCGCUUUAUCUCAAAACGGCACAGAUGGAGCUGUGCUGAGAUUCUUUUGAUUCGAUUUCUAUGCUGCAUAUACUGUGGCAUGACACAAUGACUGCACCUCUUAACGGAAGACUGAUUGCAUUCCUUUUGGAUUACAACUUCAUUUGGCGUUUGGUGUGCACUCUUUUCCUCCUGUGAGUUUUCAAAACAAAGAGGGUCUAAAGUGAACCUGGAGGCAAUUGCUCGCAUUUUAUCAUCUUUCAACUAUUUCUGGGACUUGGAGUUUACAGAAUUGGGGGCCUUUGAGGAGUUUAGCAAUGAGCUCUGGGAAGGAAGAACAUUGAAGUGUUUUUGAAAGUGUGAACCUAGCAUUUUAUGGUUCUUUCUCUCUUUCUUUCUUUCUUUCUAUUUUAUUUUAUCUUCUUCUUUUUUUCAGCCUCUUUUAUCCUUUCGACUCUACUGUCGUCUUCGCAGUCGGUGUUGAUCUGCUUGGAACCUGAGAGCUACCUUUGUGUUUUUAUGUUAACGACGAUUCUGAUUUCCGGUUUCGGCGAGAUAGGCUGGAUUUGGUCGGCAUGCUGUGGAAGUCUAUGGGCGGGAAACUUCACUGGGAGUAUGAGGAUGGGAGAGAUAUACAGGUGCUGUUUGGGAUGGCUGGCAGCCCUGGCUUCGAGUGUUGAUCAAAUCUAUUCUAUGACUGAUGGGCGGGCGAUAUGGAUCUGUGUGAUUUUUGCAUCUAUGCUUUGCUAAGUGGGAUUGGAGUCUGCCUCGAGCAGCUAAGACAUUAUAUAUUUAUGAACAUCAUUAUAUUAUUAUUAUUCUUACUAUGA